This is a messenger RNA of Exophiala viscosa, 1094 nucleotides long. RefSeq names its product capping protein muscle Z-line, alpha. Gene Ontology annotation, cellular component: F-actin capping protein complex; actin cortical patch. The record is from RefSeq and is a predicted model, not a curated record. The transcript is spliced from 2 exons. The coding region runs from base 93 to 929 and encodes 278 amino acids. Gene Ontology annotation, molecular function: actin filament binding. Gene Ontology annotation, biological process: barbed-end actin filament capping; actin cytoskeleton organization. Lineage: Eukaryota; Fungi; Ascomycota; Eurotiomycetes; Chaetothyriales; Herpotrichiellaceae.
AUCUUCCUCCAACCUGCCCUGACAGCGCCAAACAAUACCACUCUUGGAUCGUCAACCAUAAGCACAAAUAACCCAGUACACGAAACGGAACAAUGGGCUCGGCCGUGGACAUCACCUCGUCCUUCAUCGAAGGUGCACCUCCCUCGGAGCUCGCAGACGUGGUCAAAGACAUCAAAGCACUCACAUCAGUCGAUGACCCGACCCUCACAGCCAAAUUAAAACCCGCCUUCCAGCAAUACAACGAGAAGAAAUUGACCACCGUCAAGCUACCCGGUGCAAGCGAUCAUGUCCUAAUAUCCUCCUACAACAAACUCCCCUCGUCAGACCGGUACUACGACACUUCGUCGUCGACAUCCUUCGCAUUCGACCAUUCUUCGUCCAAGGCCAGCGCGCCGCAAUCCUACACCCACGACACCAAGCAUUCGAAUCUGAUCAGCGCGAUCGAGAAGUCCCUCUCCGCCCAUUUUUCAGAACACUACCCUCCCACAUCUACCUCCGCGUACUCGGUUUGCGCAACACCCGACGACAACAGCAUCGCGGUUCUGAUGUCCUCGACAAAAUCGUCGCCGAAGAAUUUCAUCAGCGGGCAAUGGCGCAGCGAGUUCCUUUACGAUGCGUCGAGCUCGACGCUCUCAGGCAGUAUUAACGUGAAUGUACACUAUUACGAGGACGGGAAUGUGGCGCUGACUACGAGUAAAAAGAUUGACGGCGUGUCUGUGGACGGGGGAGAUGGAGCGAGUAUCGUGCGCAAGAUUGCCGCGGUGGAGAAACAGUACCAGGAGGAGGUCAAUCGGACGAUUGUGGGGAUGAAUGAGACUAGCUUUAAGGCUUUGCGACGGCAGUUGCCUGUAACGAGGCAGAAGGUUGAGUGGGAGAAGGUCAGGGGGUAUGGAUUGGGGAGCGACUUGAGAGGGGAGGCGAAGAGGUAGGAACCGUGGCUCAUAUGCCUCUGCGCUCUGCGCGAGAGUUGUCACGAUGAAGAGAGACAUGGUCGCAUAAAGCGGCCACGGCAGCUGCUGUACUUGAGUGUGCACGGCUCAUACUGGGUAGAAGACCUGAUAUGGACAAAAUGAGAAACGAAGUUACUGAAGCAU